AUGGGCGCACGUAGUUUGAAAGUGUUACAAGUGAUUUCUGGGUGGCAAGCCGUAGAAUUGAUUCUAACAUGUGUUUUUGUCGGCAUUUGGCAAAUUAUCGAGAUUUCCGUCAAAAGAUUAUGGAAAGGAUAUCGACGAAAAGUGGAUGAAACUCAACCGGUUGAACUGACCGUGGAUUCGUCUAUUGGAACCCAUUGCUACAUCAAAGUUAUGGGAGUAAAGUACCAUUACGUCGAGACAGGGCCGAGAAGUGGCCAGAAAGUGUUGAUCCUCAAAGACGCCCCAGAUACUGGUAAUCUUUGGGGGCCAAACUGGGCGAAUGUCGUCAGAAGGCUGGCAGAAACUGAUCACCACGUAGUCACCCUGGAUUUGAGGGGCACUGGUGGAAGUGAAGGAGGUUCGAGAAGUGAACUGUCUCCUCCAAGAGCGGUUGAAGAGUUAUCAGCAUUGCUGAAGGCUCUUGGAGUGUCAGAGAACAGACAGGCUGUGGUGAUCGGAUUUGGUAUUGGAGGAAUGCUUACUUGGUACCUAGUCCACACUCGUGGCCCCUUGAUCAGCAAAUUCGCGGUGAUUAACGCUCCUCAUCCGAAUCUCUACUGGCAGUACCCACCUGCCACAUUCUGUCAUCGAGCUCUGCAGUUCAUACAGUGGCCACACUUCCCGGAGCGCUGGUUGGCGGAGGGCGAGCUGAAUGACCGCGAAGGUCGUUGGACCAGCUCCAGAGCUUGCGACUGGACUGGCGCACUUAAUUAUGUUAGAGGAGCAGCCUGGUGGCAAGUGAAGCAAAGUCUUAAAACAUCAGCUCCAGCCCUUCUAAUCGGUAACAAGGACAGUGCAGCACAACUGGUGGCCAGUGCACAGUACUGCACCGCGUCCACACUGCGUCUUGUCACCAAACCCGAACCCAGCAGUAAGGAGGUCACUGAUGUGCUCUUGGAUUUUCUUAUAGAAAAAGAAAAGCUCAUAGAAGAAGUACCAAGAGGUCUGAUGGGUCGCGUGUUUGGUGCAGUAGCCGACAGAGGGCGCGAACUUACAGCUAGAUUAGUCUUACCGCCAACACAAGCGUGA
Molecule: messenger RNA, 1068 nt
Organism: Spodoptera littoralis (African cotton leafworm)
Lineage: Eukaryota; Metazoa; Arthropoda; Insecta; Lepidoptera; Noctuidae
Source: the annotation of a GenBank genome assembly